ACGAACUGGAGUUUCAAAAGCUACGACAAGUGCUCAUCGACGAGCAGCGCAGCGUGAAAGGAAAGGUAAAUGUGAGAAUCUGGAGUCCUUGCCACCUAACAUGAGGAACUUGAAUGCAUUACAUACUUUCUCCAUCCAUGAUUGUAAGAAGCUCGAGUUAAUGAGGUCGGGAGAAGGCAUAAAAGGUCUCAUAUUAUUCACCAUAUUCACAUCUGACUUGGAGGCUCUGCCAGAUUGGCUUCAGGAGUCUGCAGACACUUUACAAAGCAUGACAAUCGCAAAGUGUGAUAAACUUGCAGCACUUCCAGAGUGGUUGCAAAACCUCACGUUGCUCGAGCAACUAAUGAUUUGGAAAUGCCCCAAAUUGUCUGCUUUACCUCAAGGCAUGCAUUGUCUCACUGCGUUGAGAGAGUUGUAUAUUGUACGGUGUCCUGCAUUGAGAAAAAGAUGCAAAAGAGAAACAGGUGAGGAUUGGUCCAAGAUCAAACAUGUCCCUAAGAUUCAUCUUGAUGACUCUGAUGAUGAAGGUGCCAAUGAUAUCGAUGAUCAGUUCCGUUCCCGUAUUGCUUGCCUCUCUUCUAAAGUUCCAGAGAUUCGGGUAGAGAUUCGUGCUCUUCCAUGGAGAUAUUUCUUGUUCUACUCCCUAGUUGACAUACUUGUUAUUCUCCCACUACCACAGGUGUUAAUUUUUAUUAUUGUUCCAAAAUUAAAUGAUUCCAGGUCCUUGGAUGCAGUAGAGUGGUUCAACUCCAUUGUUAUCUUUCAAUAUGUGACAAGGGUUAUUCGAAUCUGCUCCUUGUUGAGAAAAGUUACAAGGACUUCUCGCAUCCUCGCUGAAACUGCAUGGGCUAACCUCUUCCUUUAUUUGCUUGCCAGUCAUGUUGUUGGAGCCUUUUGGUACUUGUUAACUAUAGAGAGGAAAGUAACUUGCUGGCGACAAGCCUGUAAACUUCAUGAUGUUGCCUAUUGUUCUAUAUAUUGUGAUGACAACUUCGGACCUGGAAUGUUUUUGGAUGACUCUUGCUCUACAGACUCCAAACUUUUCCAUUAUGGAAUAUUCAUUGAUGCCCUUGAAUCCGGUAUUGUGGAUACAGCUGAUUUCGUACAAAAGAUUUCUUACUGCUUUUGGUGGGGACUGCAAAAUCUCAGCUCUCUCGGCCAAGGCCUCCAAACAAGUACCCAUGUGUGGGAAAUCUAUUUUGCUGCUUUUGUUUCAAUUUCGGGACUGGUCCUACUUUCAUCUCUUAUUGGAAAUAUGCAGACAUAUUUACAGUUAAAAACUGCGCGAUUGGCAGAAAUGAGAGUGAAGGAACAAGAGAGAGAAUAUUGUAUGGCCUUCUAUACACUUCCUCAUGAUCUCAAGAAACGUAUCAAAAAGGACCAGUGGCGAGAAGAUAUAGGACUUACCAUGGAGAAAUUUUUUCUCAGUCUUCCCAAGGACCUUAGGAGAGAUACAAAACAACAUAUAUGCUUGGGUGCACUCCGGCGUGUUCCAUUGUUUGAUACAUUAGAUGAGCAGCUGUUGGAAUCAAUGUGUGAUAUUCUCAAACCAGUAAUCUAUACAAAAGGAAGCUUCAUUAUUCGGGAGGGAGACUCCGUGGAUGGAAUGUUCUUCAUAAUGAGAGGCAUGGUGUUCAGUAUAGAGAGACAUGGUUUCUUCUCUGUUUGUCUUAAGGCCGGUGACUUUUGUGGUGAAGAGAUCAUAGCAACUCUUGAUUCCUCGUCAUCUCUUCAUCUUCCCAUAUCAACCAGAACGGUCCAAGCCAUUACUUUAGUGGAAUCCUUUGUUCUGAAAGCCGACGACUUCAGGUCUUUAAUCUCCCAGCAGUCCAAUGGCAGGCCUUUGAAGCACAACUUUAGGUUCUACACACAACAUUGGAGGAUUUGGGCAGCUUGUUACAUACAAGACGCUUGGCGCCGCUACCGGAGGAAGAACCUUGAAGAGUCUCUGAGAAAAGAGGAGAAUAUGUUGCAAGAUGCACUAGCCAAUGCUGGUGGUAGCUCGAGCUCCCAAAGCCUAGGUUCAGCCAUUUAUGCCUUGCGUUUCGCUGCUAAUGCGCUAGGUGCUAUACGGCAUAAUGCUAGGCCUAGGCUACUUCAAAAGCCAUCAGAGCCUGAUAUUUCCAUUGAAUAACAACACGUAGACAUAUUUUAGCAUACAAAUUUUUGAUUCCGCAAUUAAUUUUGUUGUGUAAACUAUAUAAAAUCAUUCCACUGAAAGUAAGAAGUGUUACAUUUAUUACAAAC
This is a messenger RNA of Fragaria vesca subsp. vesca, 2247 nucleotides long. Its product is annotated as cyclic nucleotide-gated ion channel 1-like. Gene Ontology annotation, molecular function: monoatomic ion channel activity. Gene Ontology annotation, biological process: monoatomic ion transport; transmembrane transport. Bases 101 to 2134 code for a protein of 677 amino acids. NCBI's taxonomy places the organism in Eukaryota, Viridiplantae, Streptophyta, Magnoliopsida, Rosales, Rosaceae. Gene Ontology annotation, cellular component: membrane. The transcript has 8 exons. The record is from RefSeq and is a predicted model, not a curated record.